ACCUCGCCACUUCAUUUAAAAGCAAAAGCACUAUAGUACCACUCACUGACCAAGGACAAAAGAAGAAGUUUCAUAGGGUCAGGGAUUAAUGCUAGUUGGAUCACCUGUCAGAAACAACACAUUUCCACAUUACAAAAUCAUCACAUUCACAUCACUGUCUGUGCAAGAAGGGUAGUAAUUAAGAUACAGAAUCAGAACAACAUGUCAAGCCCAAAAUGCAUGGAAUUUGAAGGAGAAUUCAAGAGCUUAAUCAAGGUAUGGCUCAAAAUCCUAGCCACCCUAUGUUACUGCUACUUCAUCUCAUCAAAAUUACCCAAAGGCAUCUUCAGGUUCCUCUCCCUAACCCCAGUUUUCUACCUCUUCACAAUCCUACCUCUUCAACUCUCCUCUGUUCUCCAAAUUUCCAUCACUUCCUUCUUCAUCACAUGGCUCACAAACUUCAAGCUCCUCCUUUUCACCAUUGACCUAGGCCCACUCUCAUCAUCAUCAUCACCAAAAUCAUCACUUCCACUGUUCCUCACCAUUGCUUGCUUCCCAAUCAGAAACCCUCAAAAACAAACAUACCCUUCUAUGCAAAACCCAUCAAAAUUGCAUCUUUUGCUCCCUAUCAAAACCUUGCUUUUUGGGAUUUCACUUGUGGCCUUGAAUGACCACAAGCAAAAGCUUCACCCAAAAAUUGUUCUUGGCCUCUACUGCACCCUCAUAUAUCUCAUGCUUGAUGUUAUUCUGGGAAUCUCCAAUCUUCUGGUCAAUGCAACACUUGGGAUUGAGCUUGAAUUUCCAUCUAAUGAUCCUUAUUUCUCAACUUCACUACGUGAUUUCUGGGGAAGAAGGUGGAACCUCAUGGUAACGUAUCUUCUGCGGCACACUGUAUACAACCCCGUGAGGUCUGUGCUGUGUGGGCCUGUUUUGGGCCCCUGGUGGGCCUCAGUGGUCGGGCUCAUUGCGUCUUUUUUGGUGUCUGGGCUUAUGCAUGAGCUGCUGUUCUACUAUGUCACACGUGUGAGUCCCACGUGGGAGGUCACGUGCUUCUUCUUGCUCCAUGGGGUGUGUGUGGCGGUGGAGUUUGGGGUGGUGAAGUGGCUGGGGGACAAGUGGAGGCUGCACUGGGUGGUGUCCUUGCCCAUCACGUUGGCGUUCGUGGUGGUUACCGCCUCGUGGCUGUUCUUUCCGCCGCUGUUGCGGAGCGGUGCUGAUGAGAGAUCCAUCAAGGAGUUCAACAGUUUAAUUGAUUGUGUUGUGGGGAAAUCUUAGAAGUGGUCACAUUGGAAAGUGUUUUUCAAGAAUGAAAGUUUGAGUUAUAAACAAAAGUGACAAAUUUUCACUUAUUAUUCAUGUGAUCAUAUUUCAAAUAAAUUGAUUGUAUUUCUUAA
Molecule: messenger RNA, 1373 nt
Organism: Lotus japonicus
Lineage: Eukaryota; Viridiplantae; Streptophyta; Magnoliopsida; Fabales; Fabaceae
Product: probable long-chain-alcohol O-fatty-acyltransferase 5
Exons: 1
Coding region: 202-1254 (350 amino acids)
Biological process (GO): lipid metabolic process
Source: RefSeq, a predicted model, not a curated record